Podarcis lilfordi (Lilford's wall lizard) is the source of this 17895-nucleotide messenger RNA. The record is from the annotation of a GenBank genome assembly. Lineage: Eukaryota; Metazoa; Chordata; Lepidosauria; Squamata; Lacertidae.
GCCCGUCGUCGCCGAGCCACCAUGCCGCGGAGGAGGAGGAGGAGGAGGCCGGUGACAUUACCGGGGAGGGGGUGCGGAGAGGAGCCCCGAGAAGGAAGAGAAGCCGGAGCCCCGCCGCCGCCGCCCCCUCCAAAAAUAUGACCGGCGGCGCCGCCUCCCAGAACCGCCGCCGUUGCAUCCGAACCCCGCCGAACCCCCCCGAGAAACCGUGCGCCGACUCGGAGCGGGCCCAGAAAUGGCGCCUGUCGCUGGCCUCUCUCCUCUUCUUCACCGUCCUUCUCUCCGACCGCCUCUGGCUUUGCGCCGCCGCCGGGGCCCAGCUCAGAGCCCAGGAUAGGAGCGUCGCCCAACCGGAGGCCGCGGUAAGGAGCGGUGGAGGCGCAGCCCCGACAGCGGAGGCGCGGCUCUGCCCCAACCAGGACUUGAGCUCAGCUUGUGGCCAACCGGCCGCGCCUCCCAGACCAGAAGCCGCGGCGGCGAGCAGCCCCGACGGCGCGGCCCCGACGGCGCAGCCCUGCCUGGACUUAAGCUCUGCCUGCAGCCACCGCCGCCUCUUGCAAGGGCCGCCCGGGUCCGCCUUCCCGGCCGCCGCGCCUGCUGAGGCGUCCCCGCCGCAGCUAGCCUUCCUGGAGCGGCACUUCCGCGGCUUGCGGCUCCCUUUCUGCCAAGCCUACACCGUCUGGGACCUGCUGCUGGGCAUGGCCGCCGCGGAGAGCCUGGACUGCAGCCUCCGGAGCCUGUUGGCCGACGUGGCAGCGGCGGCAGGCGGGGCGCAGCGCGGGGAGGCCUGCAGCAGCUGUCUCGAGGCCUACCAGAGGCUGGACCAACACGCUCAGGAAAAGUACGAGGAGUUCGAGGAGCUGCUGGAGAAGUACCUGCAGGCCGAGGACUAUUCCGUGCGCUCCUGCCUGAGAGACUGCAAGGUAGGGUUGUCGUCGUCAUUGUUGCUUCUGUUGUUGUUGUUAAUUACAUUUAUAGACUGCCCUGUUUUCUCUAAGGAGCUCAAUGUGGCGGACAUACCAUAUUUCUCCCUGUUUUAUCCGCACAAGAACCCUGCAAGGUAGGCUGAGAGGCAAAGACUGGCUCCCAAGGUCACACCCAAUGAGAUUCAUGGCCACGUGGGGAUUUGAACCCUGGUAUCACCCAGCUCAUAAUUCAGCCCUUUAACCUCUACACCAUUAUGCAACCCCGGAGCGGAAGCUUUUAAUGUUUAACAGACUAUUGUAUUUUAAUAUUUUGUUUGAAGCCGCCCAGAGUGGCUGGGGAAACCCAGCCAGAUGGAUGGGGUAUAAAUAAUAAAUUAUUAUUAUAGUAUUAUUAUACACACUUGCUCUCAGUUGUGAGAAUUUGUAGAAUGGGGGGGUCACCCCAGGAGCUGAGACUGCCUUCCAGGCUCCUUCCUCUCCCAUGGAAGGAAUCUGGGCUUUCUCUUAUUUCAUUACAUUUAUUCAUUGCACUUAUUUCCACUUUAGGGGCCAGCCCCUCCUCAUGUAAUCCCUACAACAACCCUGCAAGGUAGGUUAGCUUCAGAGAAGACAGUGUCUGGACCCCAAGGUUGCACCCAGUGAGCUAUAGGACUGAGCAGCGAUUUGAACCCUGGUCCCUCAGGUCCUCAUCCUCAUUGAUCCCCACAACAACUCUGAGAGGUAGGUUAGGCUGACAGGCAGAUACUGUGUUCCCCACCCCCUGUGAGUUUCCUGGAGUCUGAGAGGGGGUUUGAACCCUGAGCUCUCACAGGUCCAUAGUCCAAUCUUCUAACCAUUAUACCACACUGGCUCUCUGGGAGUAAGUUACUUGUUUUGCUUCAGGGAUGGCUAGCAGACCCUGUUUUGAGCUCAAGGGUGACUAAUAUAACCCCAUUUGCUUGCCCACACCUGCCUACCUUACUCAUUUGAAGUACCAUGUGGGGCCCCUGUGUGGGAAGAAAAGGAGGGGCUGCUGGUCCUGUAUCCCUGCUUGAGGGAUGAGUCCAGGUUGUGGGGGAGGUAGCAUGGCUCGGAUCUAGGUGCAGAAUCAUGGAAUUGUAGUAAAAGCACAGCAGGAAAAUGUGGUGUUAUAAAGCAGGGAAAACAGAGGGUCAGUGAAUUGGGGGAGGUUUGCCAUCAGUGGCUGCUAGCCAUGAUGGCUAUGCUCUGCCUCCACAGUGAGAGACAGGAAUGCUUCUGAAUACCAGUUGCUGGAAACCAACUCUCCGAAGUUCAUGUGUCUUCCAUAGCACCCAGUUACAUUAUGGGACUCAGGCAGGAGGCAGUGGUAAGUGGCUGUAAAAGUGGACUGAACAAAUUUUUAAAGAGGAGAAAGCUAUUGAUGGCUGCUGGCCAGAAGGGCUGUGCUCUGCCUCUCGUAUCUGAGGCAUCAAUGCUUCUGAGUACCAGUUGCUGGAAGCCACCGGAGGGGAGAGUUGCUCUUGUGCUUAGGUCCUCCUUGCAGAUCUCCCUUUGGAGUAUCCAGUUGGUCACUAUGAGAAUUCUGGACUAGAGUCGGGCUAGGUCGGGCCUUUGGCCUGACCUAGCAGGCUUUUCUUAUGCUCUUGUGCUCAUGUUCCGCAUGCUGGUUUCCCGCAGGCAUAUGUGCCCCUCUCGCAAGAUGCUGCUGGACUCCAACUCCCAUCAGCCCCAGUUGUCAGCAUGUCUAGAGGUCAGGGAGGAGGAUGGGAGUUGUAGUCCAGCAGCAAGUGAACAGCUCUGUCCUGUGGCAGUGUUAUUAAUGCUAUCAUUAUUAAUUAAAUAUACUAGUCUCAAAGUGACAUAUAACAUUUUAAAGGAGUGAACAAACAUAAAUACAUGAAACCAUUUUUUUUAUUAAAAAAAAUCAGUUGUGUAUGAAUCUCGGCUUAUUGCUGAUAUAUGCCUCGGGUUACAUACGCUUCAGGUUACAUACACUGCAGGUUACAGACUCCACUAACCCAGAAAUAUUACCUCGGGUUAAGAACUUUGCUUCAGGAUGAGAACAGAAAUCGUGUUCUGGAGGCGUGGCAGCAACAGGAGGCCCCAUUAGCUAAAGUGGUGCUUCAGGUUAAGAACAGUUUCAGGUUAAGAACAGACCUCCAGAAUGAAUUAAGUACUUAACCCAAGGUACCACUGUACUGCAAAUAAAAGCAAUCAUAUACAGUGAGGGGGGAAAGUAUUUGAUCCCCUGCUAAAUUUGCCCAUUUGCCCUCUGACGAAGAAAUAACCAGUCCAUAAUUUUAAUGGUAGGUUUAAUGGAGCUGUGAGAGACAGAAAUAACAACAGGAAAACCCCCAGAAACCCAGAAGACAAAAGUCAGAGACUGGUGUGCAUUAUAAUGAGUGAAAUAAGUAUUUGAUCCCUUUGCAAAAGAUGACUUAGUACUUGGUGGCAAAACCCUUGUUGGCAAUUACAGAGGUCAGACGUUUCUUGUAGGUGGCCACCAGGUUUGCACACAUCCCAGGAGGUAUUUUGUCCCACUCCUCUUUGCAGAUCCUCUCCAAGUCAGUAAGAUUUCGAGGCUGAUGUGCAGCUACUCGAACCUUCAGCUGCCUCCACAGAUUUUUGAUGGGAUUAAGGUCUGGAAACUGGCUAGGCCACUCCAGGACCUUAAUGUGCUUCUUCUUGAGCCACUCCUUUGUUGUCUUGGCCGUGUGUUUUGGUUCAUUGUCAUGCUGGAAUACCCAUCCUCGACCCAUUUUCAAUGCCCUGGCUGAGGGAAGGAGGUGCUUACCCAAGAUUUGGCAAUACAUGGUUCCAUCCAUCGUACCUUCGAUGCAGUGAAGGUGUCCUGUUCCCUUAGCAGAAAAACACCCCCAAAGCAUAAUGUCCCCCUCCAUGUUUGAUGGUGGGGAUGGUGUUCUUUGGGUGGUAGGCAGCAUUCCUUCUCCACCAAACACGGCGAGUUGCAUUGAUGCCAAAGAGCUCAAUUUUGGUCUCAUCUGACCACAACACUUUCACCCAGUUCUUCUCUGGGUCAUUCAGAUGUGUAUUGACAAACUGCAGACAGGCCUGUACAUGUGUUGUCUUGAGCAAGGGGACCUUGCGGGCUCUGCAAGAUCUCAGUCCUUCACGGCGUAGUGUGUUACCAACUGUUUUCAUGGUGACUAUGGUCCCAGCUGCCCUGAGAUCAUUGACAAGUUUUCCCCGUGUAGUUCUGGGCUGCUUCAUCACUGUUCUCAUGAUCAUUGCAACUCCACAAGAUGAGAUCUUGCAUGGAGCCCCAGACCGAGGGAAGUUGACAGUUAUUUUGUGUUUUUCCAUUUGCAAAUUAUUGCACCAACUGUUGUCAUCUUCUCACCAGGCUACUUGGCAAUAGUCUUGUAGCCCAGUCCAGCCCUGUGCAGAUCUACAAUCUUGUCCCUUACAUCCUUGGGCAGCUCCUUGGUCUUGGUCAUGGUGGCUACUUUGGAAUCUGCUGGAUUGAUUGCUUCUGUCGACAGGUGUCUUUUGUAAAGGUACAGUGGUACCUUGGGUUACAUACGCUUCAAGUUACAUACCCUUCAGGUUACAGACUCCGCUAACCCAGAAAUAGUACCCCGGGUUAAGAACCUUGCUUCAGGAUGAGAACAGAAAUCGCGCGGCAGCGGCGCGGCAGCAGCAGGAGGCCCCAUUAGCUAAAGUGGUGCUUCAGGUUAAGAACAGUUUCAGGUUAAGAAUGAACCUCCGGAACAAAUUAAGUACGUAACCAGAGGUACCACUGUACUGUAACGAGCUGGCAUUAUAGGUAAGACCUCUGCAGCAGGCACUUCUAAUCUCAGCACAUUACAUACAGUGAAGAUACCAGGUAGCCUGACAUCUGGCUGGUUGAUAGGGGAUCAAAUACUUAUUUCACUCAUUAUAAUGCACAUCAAUCUUGACUUUUGUCUUCUGGGUUUCUGGGGGUUUUCCUGUUGUUAUUCUGUCUCUCACAGCUACAAAAAAACCUACCAUUAAAAUUAUGGACUGGUCAUUUCUUCAUCAGAGGGCAAAUUGGCAAAUUAAGCAGGGGAUCAAAUACUCCCCCCCCUCACUGUAUGUAUGUAUGUGUGUGUGUGUGUGUGUGUGUGUGUAUAUAUAUACACACACACACACACACACACACACACACAAACUAGAUUAAAACUUAUCAUGUGUGCAAAAAAAGGUCAUAGUUAAAAGCCAAAGACCUGGCAAAAGAGGAUUUUAUUUAUUUUUGCCUGGGAGUUAAAGAUAUACCGUAUUUUUUGCUCUAUAAGACUCACUUUUUCCCUCCUAAAAGUAAGGGGGAUGUGUGUGUGUCUUAUGGAGCAAAUGCAGGCUGCGCAGUUAGUCUCAGAGCCAGAACAGCAAGAGGGAUCACUGCUUUCGCUGCACAGCGAUCCCUCUUGUUGUUCUGGCUUCUGAGAUUCAGAAUAUUUUUUUUUCUUGUUUUCCUCCUCCAAAAACUAGGUGCGUCUUAUGGUCUGGUGUGUCUUAUAGAGCGAAAAAUACGGUAGUAUCAUAGAAUUAUCAUUGAUGUUAACUAAGGUGGCUCAAUUGCAGGUUUCCAAACAGAGGUUGGAUGGCCACUUGUUAGGGAUGUUUUAGCUGAGAUUCCUGCAUUGCAAGGGUUGGAUUAGAUGAGCCCUGGAACGCUUCAGACCCUACAAUUCUAUUAUUAAUUAAAAGCCAAAAAGGCCUGGCAGAAAAGAAAUGUUUUUGCCUAGCACUUAAAGUUAUGUAAUGAUGGUGCCAGGAGAGCUCUCAUUGGGGAGAGCAUUCCACAAGGUGGGAGCCACUACUGAAAAGGCCCUAUUCACGCAUGGCCAACCUGCAGACCUCCCAUGGAAGGGUAGCACAGAAAAGGGCUUCAAAUGAUGUUCGUAGGGUCUGGGGUGGUUCCAAUUGGGAUGUAUUGGGAUCCUAAGGCUUUUUAGGCCAAAACCUUUGAAGUACCUUUGAAGUACCAAGGACUAGGUAGCCCAUUUUUGUCGUGGUAUCUGAAAGAUCUUUGUGGGACAAGUUCUUGCAAAUUCUUCAUCCAAAUGAGGUGGCCUAGUAUUUAGUGGCUGUGAAAAAGGCAAGCUCAAUGCUAAGGGUCAUAAGGAAAGGAACUGAAAAUUGAAAACUGCAGGUACCAUAAUGCCCCAUUAUGCAAAUCUACAGUGCAUUUGUGUAGAGUUCUGGCCGCCUCACCUCAGGAAGGAUAUUGUGGAGUUGGGAUAGGUUCAGAAAAGGGCAAGCAAAGCAGUCAAGGCAAUUGGAGCGGCUCCCCAAGGAGAAAAGGUUGCAGCAAUUUGGGACAAUUUGGAGAAAAGGUGAGGACGAUAUGACAUGAUAGAAAUUUAUAAAAUGAUGCAUGGCAUGGAGAAAGUGGAUCGAAAAAAGCUCUCCUCUCUCGCUCGUCAUUAGAACCCAUCAGCACCCAAUGUGGGAAGAUUUGCGAAAGAUGAAAGAAAUUCCCACAGAAGGCAUUGAUGCCCACCAUAGUGGAGAGGGCUCUCAGUGGUUACUAGCCACAAGGGCUCUGCUCUUCUUCCACAGCUGGAGGUAGCAAUACUUCCGAAUACCAGCUGCUGGGAACCACAAGUGGAAAGAAUUGCUCUUGUGCUGGGAUCCUACUUGUGGGUUUCCCAUCUGGUUGGCUCCUGUGUAAGCAGGAUGUUGGACUAGAUGGGCCACUGGCUCUUCUUAUAUUCUUAUGAGUGGCAACCCUAGCCUCAUUUUCCUUUUGAAGGGACAGGAGUCCCACCACUCUCCUUGGCUUCCAGCCUCCAGAAGUGCAGAUUACAUCUUACCAUGGUUUAGCUUAUUUACUCACUGCAUUUACACCCCAGCUUUCCUUCAGAGAGUUGGAGGUGGUGCUUUAACUGUCCUCCCCCUCCUCAUUUAAUCCUUAAUAAUGAUAAUAAUAAUAAUAAUAAUAAUAAUAAUAAUAAAUUUUAUUUAUAUCCCGCCCUCCCCAGCCGAAGCCAGGCUCAGGGUGGCUAACAACAAUAAAACAGUACAAAAGUACAGCACAAACAACACUCUAAAAUCAUUCAUUAUAAAAUUAAUUAAUUCAAGCCACUGGCAACCAUUGGGCCAGAGCUCCGCGAAGAUUGCCGAGGGAGGGAGUCAGGCUGUGCCCUGGCCAAAGACCUGGUGGAACAGCUCUGUCUUGCAGGCCCCGCGGAAAGAUGUCAAGUCCCGCAGGGCCCUGGUCUCUUGUGACAGAGUGUUCCACCAGAUUGGAGCCACGGCCGAAAAAGCCCUGGCUCUAGUUGAGGCCAGCCUAACUUCUCUGUGGCCUGGGACCUGCAAGAUGUUUUUAUUUGAAGACCGUAAGUUUCUCUGUGGGGCAUACCAGGAGAGGCGGUCCCGUAGGUACAAGGGUCCUAGGCCGUAUAGGGCUUUAAAGGUUAAAACCAGCACCUUAAACCUGAUCCUGUACUCCACUGGGAGCCAGUGCAGCUGGUAUAGCACCGGGUGAAUGUGAUCUCGCAGCGAAGACCCCGUAAGGAGUCUCGCUGCAGCAUUCUGCACCCGCUGGAGUUUCUGGGUCAGUCUCAAGGGCCAACCCCACGUAGAGCGAGUUACAAUAAUCCAGUCUGGAGGUGACCGUCGCGUGGAUCACAGUGGCUAGGUCAGGGCGAGAGAAGUAAGGAGCCAACUGCUUAGCUUGGCGGAGAUGGAAAAAUGCCGCCUUUGUUGUAGCUGCAAUCUGCGCCUCCAUGGAAAGGGAGGUGUCGAAGAUUACACCCAAACUCUUAACGGAUGGUGCUGGCACUAAUUGCACCCCCACAAGAGAUGAGAGUUGCCCCCCCCAAUCCCAUAUCGUCCCGUCCCAGCCACAGGACCUCUGUCUUCGAAGGAUUUAGCUUCAACCGGCUCCCACGUAACCAUCCAGCCACAGCUUCCAAACAUCUGGUCAGUGUGUCUGGGGCUGAGUCAGGAUGGCCAUCCAUCAACAGAUAGAGUUGGGUGUCAUCAGCCAAGAUCAUCAGAACAAGGUUAACAACACCACUGUGAGGUGAGUGAGGUGAGUUAGGCUGAGAGAAGGCGGCGACAGGCCCCUAAGGUCACACCCAGCAAACUUCAUGGUCAAGUGGGAAUUUGAACCCUGGUCUCCAGGUCCUAGGCCUCAUUUAAUCCCCGCAACAACCCUGUUAGGUAAGGUAAAGGUAAAGGGAUCCCUGACCAUUAGGUCCAGUCGUGACCGACUCUGGGGUUGCGGCGCUCAUCUCUCUUUAUUGGCCGAGGGAGCCAGCAUACAGCUUCCGGGUCAUGUGGCCAGCAUGACUAAGCCGCUUCUGGCGAACCAGAGCAGGACAUAGAAACACCAUUUACCUUUCCACCGGAGCGGUACCUAUUUAUCUACUUGCACUUUGACGUGCUUUCCAACUGCUAGGUUGGCAGGAGCAGGGACCGAGCAACGGGAGCUCACCCCGUUGCUGGGAUUUGAACCGCCAACCUUCUGAUCGGCAAGUCCUAGGCUCUGUGGUUUAACCCACAGCGCCACCCGCGUCCCUCACCCUGUUAGGUAGGUCAUGCCAAAAGGCAGUGGCUGGCUCCCAAGGUCACUCCCACUGGGCAUUACGGCUGGAAGAAAAUUUGAACCCCAGUCUCUCCCUGGUCCUUAGUCGAACGCUCUAACCACUACACCUCACUGAUGCCAGGGAGGGGGCACUAACUUACUUUUGGGGGAAUGUCUUCUUCCUGAACCAGUUCAUCCCAAGUAUCCAUGUUGUGGUGUCAGGACAGCAGCACAUAGCAUUCCCCCACAGCUUCAUCCGUUUCCCAGAGGCAGAGGUUUGCCUUAUAAAGUUGGAAGGGACCCCAACAGUCAUCUAGCCCUGCAGUGCAGGAAUCACAGCUUUCUUGUGUGUUAAAAACGGGUGGGGACCACAUAUCUCUCUCUACUCCCAUUGUCUGAUCCUUUGCAAGGAUGUGAUUCAGAGAGAAGGAAGUCCUUCAUGCAGCACAGAGUUAAGCUGUGGAACUCCCUCCUACAGGAUGGUUUUAAAAGAGGAUUAGGGAAAUCCUCUUAUGAUUCCUCAGUGCUGCUCUGGCUGCCUGCUCCUCCCUUGAAAAGCAGAGCCGCCUCCUUCAUUUCUUCCGCACAUAUUUACAUUGCAGCAUUUCAGUUUAUUUGAUGCUUGCUCUUCAAAUACUCCUGAGUAUAGAAAUGCAACUAUAAAAUAUACAUGGAUUAAAAUGGAACAAUAAAAACAACAAUAUAAUUCUGAGAAGCAAAGCAACCCCCACCACCACCCGCAAAAAAAGAAAAAGAAAAUUAUCCUUUAAAGACAGCAGUUAUUGGGAAUUGCGAUUUUAUUGCGGUCAGAGCAUCUGGAUUGGGUCUGUCUCAUAAAUCAUGAAUGCAGGGAAAUGAGCACUGCUAAUGAGAUGUUUGAGCAUCUGUUCAAGCUCGGCACACACGGUAGCCCUUUAAAGCAGGCUAGAGAAGAGUUCACUCUAUUAGGCAGCACAACCUGUGGGUGGGGCAUGUCCACAGCUCACAUUUCCAUGAGUUUUAUAGCAUCUUUCAGGGAUGCUUUAGUUGUGAUUCCUGCAUUACGGGGGGUUGUACUGGAUGACUAUUGGGGCACCUUCCUUACAACUCUACAUUGACUGUUCUCAAGCAGAGUUUGGAUGGUCACCUGUCAGGGAUUCUUUAGUGAUGAUUCCUGCAUUUCAAGGGGUUGGUCCUGAUUACCCUUCUGGGGGUCCCUUCCAGCUCUACAAUUCUAUGAAUUGCAUAGGAAGCAGGAUUGUCCGUCAUUUCCCUUCGAAAGCCACCGGUUUCCUUCUCCUGCUGGGAAAUCCUGGUCCAGCCGCAACACUCAGCUCAUGGCUGCCAUGGCAACCACAUCUGCUUCCCAGAGAAAUGUGCAGGAUGCAUGUGGGGGUGGGCACGUCAGGGCAGCGCAACCAAGUUUGGGGGAGUGAGCAAGCGAGUGGUAGCCACAAGCAAAGGACGGGAAGGGAGGAAACAGCCCCUCUCAAAACUUCCCCUUCUCUAGCGUCACCGAAAAAGAGGCAAGAAGGAUAUCCCCACCACCACAAACAUUUGGAGCCUGACACUCCUUAUUGAUGGUGUCGUUGCUAAAUGAAGCCCUUUACUGAUGGUGGUGUCAGCAUUAUUCUUUAGUGCAUUUAUUCACUGGUUUACAUAAUGUGAAUCAUAGAAUUGCCUGGUUGGAAGGAGACCCUGAGGGCCAUCUAGUCCAACCCCCUUCAGUGCCCAAAUUGCAACUAAGGAAUCCCUGACAGAUGGCCAUCCAGCCCCUAGUUAGAAAUCUCCAGUGAGGAGAUUUCUCCAAGGAGAGUUGGUGUUCUUAGAUCAUAGAACUGGAAAAGGACAGUGAGGGUCAUCUAGUCUAAACUUGCAACGCAGGAAUUUCCCUUGCAACGCAGGAAUCACAGCUGUGCUGUAUUACUGUGCUACUCCGUUAUAACAUGACUCCAUUUCUUGAUGAAGACGUUAUCUUGCUGUCCACCAACUCUGGUUCUCACAAUAUAUGGAAGCUUAACCAUGCAUAACUACAUCCCAGAUUUUAGUUAUCCAUUCUCUCCUGAAUGGAGUUAUCACACACCCACACCCAUUUUGACAGAUAAUGAAAUCAAACAUGAAACGAAGCAGGAUGAUGGUGCAGAAAGGAGUGUAGACGAAGCUAGACAAAGGAGAAGGAGGGGAGAGAAAGAGGCUGCCGGCAGUGGGGAGGGUAGCAUUUGGAAACAAAUAACUGUAGUAGAGCAUCAUUAUUUGUAAAGCCAGGGGCAAUAUUUUGAGAGAGAAAGGAGCUGCUCUGGUGCCAACUUGAACUGUGUCAUGCAGAGGAAAGUUUAAAAGAUAGAUUUUAUUUACCCUCUGUGGGACCUGUGCACAUCGACUAACUACUAAGAGGAGAUACCGUGGAGCUUUAUUUCUUAUUCCUAACCUCUGUGCUUAUGCUUUGAACUGGUGGCAAAAAUGAGUGCGUUCCGGUUAGGUUUCAACUGCUCAGCCUAGUGUUCAAAUGUAGGAGCAAGAGGCAGCAGCGUCACCUGCUAGACCCUGGACCCCCACAAUCAGCAAAGACUGAAAUAUUACAGGAAGAAGUCCAGCAGGUGAAGCUCUCAUGACCGUAACUUGUAAACAGAGCAUUUAGCAGAAGAAUUUGAGGGGGAUGCCUGGAAUGCUGUCUCACAGGGUCCGUGGGACCAAGAGACAUGAAUGGUGAGGGAGCUGCUGCAGUGAUCUGCAGCACCUGUUCUGUUUGUCUGCCUGACUGAGAAUGUUCAAAAGUCCAGGUCCAGAGGCAUUCCUUUAUUCCUCAAUGGUUAGGGGCAUUUGAACACUGUGAGAACAAGAUGCUAGACCGGCUGGGCCAUUGGCCUCAUGCAGCAGAGCUCCUCUUACGUUUAUUCCAAAUCCAAUUGCAGGGGUGCUGGGUUUACAUUCUUUCUGUACAGUGUUUCUCUUUAUUCCUACCUUCAGAGCAUGCAAGGCUGCUCCCUGUUGCCUCCAGACCUGUGUCAGUCUUGUGGGUCCCAUUUUUCUAAUGCCCCCUUCUCCUUCCUGCCUUCCUGCAGGCUGUCUACAAGGCAUGGCUGUGCUCUGAGUACUUCAAUGUGACCCAACUGCAGUGCCAACACCGGAUCCCAUGCAAGCAAUACUGCCUGGAGGUGCAAACAAGAUGUCCCUUCGUCUUGCCCGACAAUGACGAGCUGAUCUAUGGAGGGUUGCCUGGCUUCAUCUGCACAGGUGAGGCUUAGAAUCUAUGUUAUAGAAUCAGAGAACUGUAGAGUGAGGAGGUGCCCCCAGGUGUCAUCUAGUCUAACCUCCUUCAAUGCAGGAAUUUCAGCUCAGAAAUCCCUGACAGACAACCAUCCAACCUCUGCUUAUGAACCUCUACUGAUGGAGAGCCCACCACCUUCAUUAGUCAUAGAAUCAUAGAAUUGUAGAGUUGGAACCCAAGAGUCAUCUAUUCCAACCCCUUGUAAUGCAGGAAUUGCAGCUGGACAAUCCUUGGCAGACACCAUCCAACUUCUGCUUAAGAACUUCCAAUGAAGGACAGCACACCACCUUCUGAGGGAGUCUGUCCUACUGUCAAACAGCUUGUAUUCCCUGAUCAUUGGGAUCGUUGGAUUUGUAUAUUUGGACAAAAUAUAUUCUGCUUGUCCAAGAUACUAUCCACAGGGAGUUAGCCUUGGACUUGUCCAAAGCCUGCCUAGUGUUUCUUUAAAAAAAAUAAAGAUAUCAACACAAUUACCAACCCAAAAGUGAAGUAGCAGGGUAUUGCAUCAUAUCCAAAGCAAGCAAGCAAACAAUAAAUGAAAAGAGAAAGAAAUGGUGAGACACACCGAUAAAAAUUGAUACAUUCCUACUUCCCAAGUUGGCAUGGAUGGUAAAUGUUGAGCAUCUGUGUCCAAAGCACUGGAAAUGCCCACCAGGUGGCAUAGAAGCCUCCUGGAUCCCCCAGCCUGGAAACACAUAGCUUAUGUGUCAUUUUUUCCACAAAAGCCAAAGUCCUUAAGUUCUUAUACCACCCAGCCAAAUGCAUAUUUUUCAAGCUUUUCCACUGCUGGCCCAUUGAAACCCUAGCACUACAGGGGGUUGCAGCAGAUGACCAUUGGGGUCCCUUCCAACUCUUCAGUUCUAUGAUUAAGGGCUCAAAUUCACCCUGUUGAUUUCCCAUGCCUUGUGCAUUAGUACAGAGACAAAGGAAGCCACAAGCCAUUCCCUCCAAAUGCUUGCUUCUUGCUUUUUUUACCGCCUAUUUGAGGGUUCCUAUAGUGCAACCCUGGUUUCCUGUACACCAGUGAGCUCUCCUGAAGGUAGCGUUUAGCAGACCUGUGCCAUUUCUGAUGCCACCUCUUCCUUCUCCUCCUUUGUUUCUGUUCUCAUUCUGCCAGGGUUGCUGGAGAGGGAGCUGCCUGACCAGGAAGCCAAGUGCUGUGAUGUGCGGUGGGACUCCUGCGACCGGCACCUGGAAGGCUAUCGCAAUGCAUCUGCCAAAUCAGAGCCAUUCCACGACCAACACCACAACACCCCUCAUAACCACCAGCAACGGCAGCAGCAGCACUACAACCUCUACUAUCACCACACCCAGUACCACCACCACCACCCGUCCCUGCUGCCAGUGUCUGCAGGGUCCCGCCUCAGCAACAGCAAGAUCCGGUUCUGCGUCCUGGUCCUGAUGCUCCUCCACACCAUGGUGUCCUUCUCAAGCGUGCACAGCAGCGGGGGACUGAGCUUGGGGGCCUACCCCACCAUGGAUGAGACCCUCGCAAGGGACGAGUGAACCUCCUCUGCAAGGCAGGGAAAAAGGAAACCUCCAGCUCUUUUCUCACCUGGAGGAAAGAAGGGGUUUGGGUGGGCACAAUGAAGCUCUCCCUACAGUGGCGGGGGCGGCGGCACAGGACUGGGGGUGACACAGACAAAGCCACCCCAACGCAGAGCCCCCUCCCACCCCCCAGAGCAGAUCGUCGCAGGGCCCGCCCUGCAGUGGGUGAGUCUCUGAAGCGUUUGGGGGGCUGUGGGAACAAGCGAUUGUUCCACAGCAGGCUUCAGACUGGGCCUCUGGGGGGGAAAUGGCUCAGUGAGCAGCAGGCCUUAGGCUAGAUCUCUGGGGGGGAAAUGGCUCAGUGAGCAGCAGGCCUUAGGCUGGGCCUCUGGAGAAUAGAGUUAUGUCAGCAGGAGGCCUCAGGCACGGCCUCUGGAGAAAAAGGCUUGAUCGGCUGCAGACCUCAGACUGGGUCUCUGCAGGGGAAAAUGGUUCUGUCAGCAGCAGGCCUCAAGCUGUCGGCCUUCAGCCUCAUAGAGGCUCAGAGGCCGAGGAAAGGCCCACAGUGGGGCUUGGAAAGAACUGCCUUCUUAGGAAAGGCAACCCCCCCCCCCGGCCCACCAAGGGCCACUUCUCUGACCGCCACCACACAUAACAUGUCUCGUUUAUGGGGCCACAGUGAUCUCUUCCCCAUACUGGGUAACUUGCCCUAGGGGCAAAAGAAACGGCUUGGCAGAGAUCCGUUGUUUUUUUUUCCCCUCCCCCAUCAUCCUCUAAGCCCAAUCCAAACUAUAAUUGUGAUGGUGCACUGCCCUGCUGCCCCCUGCCCCCACCUGUAGGACCCUCCAUCAGUCACUAAUAAUUCCCAAGCAACCUUUUCAGUGCUCUCGGUCAAGCCAUGUUAUUUGAUGGGUUGGCUCUUCAGCAUUGCAAUGGGUUGGACUAGAUGGCGCUUGGGUUCCUUCCAGCUCUACUAUGAUACGGUUUUUCAAGUGGGAUUCUCUUGCUCCUUAAAGAGCUUAAAUUGAGGGCAUGCCUGCAUCACCCUUGUCCUCCAGAAUAUGUCCUAGGACAUGCCACCAACAGCAGGUCCACUCCUGCUCCUCCUCCCACCCCCGCUGGUGUAGUCCAAUUUUUCCAUUUUUGGAAUUGGUUUGGCAAUCACUGGGAGUUCCCUCAUAUUUGAAAUAAGAGUUUUAUUGGCAGAACUGCAGCUUGGAAGGGAAAGGGUUAAAUUUAUAGAACGGUAUAAUUGGAAAGGGUCCCAAGGGUCUUCUAGUAAAAUCCCUGCAAUGCAGGAAUCCAAUACAGUAAAUCACUCCUGCCUUCCCACUUUCUGUGAUCCUGAUACUGAUUUUUUAAAAAAACCCAUACGCUUUCCAUUGCUGCUAGUCAGGCUUUUUAAAGAAACCAUUUUUUAAAUGAAGUCUUUAAAGUCAGGUCUCGUUUGGCCCAGAACGGUCAAGAGACAGAUUCCCCUUUUGAACGUGGAGUUUCUCCUUAUUAUUUGAACUGUCCCUGCUCUGCUAAAGAGAAUUUUCCCCAAAGUUCAUCCAGUAAUCAUAGUAUCAUCAUCAUCAUUAUAAAGAAUCCCCAACAGAUAGCCAUCUAUCUCAUGUUUAGAAAGGAGAGUCCAUCUACCACCUUCCAACAGUUCUUACCCAUUGAAAGUUCUUCCUAAUGUUUAGUUGGAACCUUCUUUCUUGAAAUUUAAAUCCUUUGCUUUGGAUCCUCACCUCUGGAGCAGCAGAAAACAAGCUGGCUCCAUCUCCCCUGUGACAGCCCUUCAGAUAUUUGAAGGGCUCUUAUGCGGCCUCUCAGUCUCCCCUUCUCCAACUCCCUCAGCUGUUCCUCACAAGGUUUGGUUUCAAGACCCUUAAUCAUCUUGGUCACUCUCCUCUGCAAACCUUCCAGCUUGCCAGAUUCCUUAAACCUGGGUGCCCAGAACCCGACACAGGAUUCCAGGUGGGGUCUGAUCAAGGCAGAAUAGAAUGGUGCUAUUCUUUCCCUUGUUCUGGACUCCAUAGAUUUCUCUUGAUGCAGCCUAGAAUUCCAUUAGCCGUUUUUGCUGCUGCAUCACACUGUUGAUUCAUGUUAAGUUUGUGGCCUGUUAAGACCCCAUUUUUUUACAUGUACAGCGGUACUUCAGUUUAAGAACGAUUCGGUUUACAAACUCCGCAAAACUGGAAGUAGUGUCCCGGUUUGCGAACUUUACCUCGGUCUAAGAACGGAAUCCAAAUGGUGGAAGGGCACUGGCGGCGGGAGGCCUCAUUAGGGAAAGCGCCCCUCGGUUUAAGAAUGGUUUUGGUUUAAGAAUGGACUUCCAGAACGGAUUAAGUUAAUAAACUGAGGUACCACUGUAUAUGCACAGUUCUGUGUUUCUUUUAAAGUUAUUUUGGAUAUUUUUUGUCUUUCACAUCAAGGUGAGAGGUUGGGGGGCAAUGGGUCAUCUGUCAGGGCUUUAGCUAAGAUUCCUGCAUUGCAGGGGGUUGGAUGAGAUGGCCCUUGGAGGAUACCUUCCAACUCUACGAUUCUAUGAAAUCCGACUUUCUCCCAUCAUUUGUGAUGCACAGAAAAUGCUUCUGCCUCUAUUUUCCAGUUCUUUGGAACUGUUUACCGAAUGAGACAAGGCAGGAUGCACAGGGCCCUGACUCCAAGGUCUGUGAUUCUGUUGUUAUCACCACCUCACCUCCUGGUUGAUGGUGUUUGCAUUUUUGCAUUUUUGUUUAAAACCUGCCUUUUCAGUGCAAAAAUGUGUUUAGAGCCCUAUCAUUUUCUGCCCCGAGUUGUGUCUGUUCAUUUGAUGGUUGGCAAUACAAACACUGUCACCUUCUGAGAAGGACAUGGCUUUACCGUGAUACUCUCCAGUCCAAGAAUGCAGCAGUACCCACCCACCCAUCCCCAAUUUUUAGUCACCCUAAAAAGGCACUUCUAACUUUUCCUCCAUGUCCAAGAGGACAUUUCUGGAGAAGCAUCCCCCAGGAAGCAUUGCAGUGGGUUGGACUGGAUGACCCUUGGGGCACCUUCCAGCUCUACAAUUCUAUGAUUCAAAGUUCUAGUCCUUAAACCAAACAAGCUGGAGGUGGGAGGUGGCCAGGCAGCCAAUGGAACUGGCAAGGGCAAUUGGGUGGGGGGGUGCUCUGAUCUAGUAUUCAAAAUGUGUUGUGUGGGUUCAUUUUAAAUGUUGCUUUACAAUGCUUGUUUUAUAUAUUUUUAUUUUAAUGAUCUCAUUUGAAAAUACUUCAAGGGCCUUUGUGGUGGACUAGAGCCCCAGCACAUUGAAACAAUGCCUGCCUCUUCUUGUCACUCCACUGAGUGAGAUCUGGUGAGCUAAGAGAGGUUGGGGGAAUGUCAUUCAGAGACCCGGGGCCUGGUUGCUGCUGAACCCUUCUCAAGUGCUUGUAGGCACCAAGGCCAGGCCUGCCAUGGGGGAAAACAAGUCAUUUUUUACAGUACAUAGUGGUGAGGUUUAAAAGAUUAAAGUCAUGUUGCUGAAGUCAACAUUUUAAAACCUCCUUUCUACUCUCUCCCUGCCUUGUUUCUGUCCUACUUUCUCCUUUCUGGGCUCAUCCACACUUUUGCUUACCCCACGUUUUGAUUGUGUCAUGUGCCAAUUAAUUUCCUCCAGGUCCGAGAGCUUUUCUCAUUUUUUCCACUGCCGUGCCUUGCAAAAAGUCUGAUCUUAACUGCUGAAUUGGAUCUCACCAGAUGUGCGGAAGUGUUGCUUAACAGAGGGCUUGUCUACCCUUUUGCAUGCCCCAUAUUUCAGUCAUAUCGUGCUGCUAUUCGUUCCCAUGAUUCUGAGACUUCUUGUUGUUGAUCCACCGCUGUGCCUUGUGAAAAUCUGAUCUUACCCACUGAAUUAAAGAUCAUAGAAAAAAAUUAUAGAAUUGUAUGGUUGGAAGGGAUUCCAGGGGUCAUCUAGUCCUAUCCCUUGCAAUGCAGGAAUCACAACUAAAGCAUUCCUGACAGAUGGCCAUUCAACCUCUGCUUAAAAACCUCCAAUGAAGGAGAGUCCACCACCUCCCGAGGGAGUCUGUUCCACUGUCAAACAGCUCUUACCCUCAAAGUUAUUUGCUCAGUUAAGCAAAAUCUCCGGAUUUUCUACAUGUCUGAUAAAGAUCUGAUUCAGAGGUAAGAUUGGAUUUAUGCAAGGUGUGGCCACAGAACAAGAAACUAGGAAUUAUUUGAUACACAAUACAAUCCAAAUAUGGGUCGAGUGGAAGUGUGGAGGAGCCCUUAAGCAAAAUCUCUCUUUGGACUUUCUGCAUAGCUGGCAAAAUGUGAUUUGGUAAGUGGUACUGGAUUUUCGCAAGGAGCAACCGUGGAAGAAUGAGAAAAUCUCUCGGACCCAGAGGAAUUAAUUGGGGCACAAUAUAAUCCAAAUAAGGGUCUAGUGAAAGUGCAGACGAGCCAACUGUCAUAAUAAAGCGACUGUGUCUUUGGAAGGGGGUGGGACGGUUUUCUUACGCCACUUGACACACUGUGCUUCAUCUUUAGAACUUUUUUGCACUAGUUCCUAUUACAUUUAUUUUCCAAAAACAGUUUGGGAGUUGAGGGAGGGGGGGAAGGGGGAAAAAACCAACCCAAACAACAAAACCAUGCUAUAAUUCAGUUGUAUUAAAACUAUUAUCCUACUCUGUGUUUUCAGUAGUCUCUGUACCUGUAACGCUUUCAGUUCCAUUGUAUUUUGGAUCAGGGGUUUUCUCUGCUCCUUGUUUAACCCAGUAAAGAAAUAAAAUGUUAAUAAUUGAUGA